Molecule: messenger RNA, 836 nt
Organism: Colletotrichum destructivum
Lineage: Eukaryota; Fungi; Ascomycota; Sordariomycetes; Glomerellales; Glomerellaceae
Exons: 2
Coding region: 1-834 (277 amino acids)
Source: RefSeq, a predicted model, not a curated record
AUGUCACGAAUAAGCAAGCAAAUAGGCAGCAAGCCCGUAACGAUAAUAGUUACAGCAGCAGCAGCAGUAGAAGCAGAAGCAGAAGCAGCAGUAGCAGUCUGGUUCCUCGAACAAGAAAUCCGUCAAGCGUACCGUUGCCCGACGUCCGAUGGAAGAAUAGGCCGCGGAGCGUCGCCUCGAACCGGAAUUCCACCCCGGCCAUGUCGCAUCGCAGCCGAACAUUUAACACACACACACACACACACACACAUACACAUACGCACGCACCGUCCGAGGCACACUGGUCGCGCACCCCAGGCCACGGCACGACGUUCGUUGCUGGUACCUACAGAUCCCGCUUCUCCUGAAGCCCCUGUGCCGUGGUUGCAGUCCAACAAUCCGAUGACCCUACAAGCUACAAUCCUGUUUGUCCUCGCUGCACCAUUGAGUUCCACAAAGGGGCCCUAUGCCAACCAACUCUUCGAGGUUCAGCCUCCAGAGUCUCGACAUGACGUGCUGGCAUGCAACUGCCAGGCAGCUUGUGAUGAUCCGGAUGGCAUGGUGCUGCAAGACAACAACACCAAGACAGUCUCUCGCUUGUCUCUGCGCCCGCGAAGUCAGAACAGACCAGAACAGAUGCACCACCGUGCCCCGAGCCCACAGCCGAAAGACCGUCUUGAAUGGCGGCGCACGGUAAAGGGAGCGAGACCACCAGCUCUGUUUGCCCAUCUUCCAAAUUCCAAGGCUCCCCCUCUCCCCCCCCUUCCGCUGCCGGACCGCACUGCAAACGAGCUUGGCACGGGUAGGAAGAGUAAGAUCGUCUUCAUUGACCAAGGAACGCACCUCAUCACUUAGGC